Molecule: messenger RNA, 1128 nt
Organism: Myripristis murdjan (pinecone soldierfish)
Lineage: Eukaryota; Metazoa; Chordata; Actinopteri; Holocentriformes; Holocentridae
Gene: trim55b
Product: tripartite motif containing 55b
Exons: 8
Coding region: 1-1128 (375 amino acids)
Biological process (GO): regulation of microtubule cytoskeleton organization
Cellular component (GO): cytoplasm
Molecular function (GO): zinc ion binding
Source: RefSeq, a predicted model, not a curated record
AUGAAUGCCAUGGAGAACUUGGAGAAACAACUUAUUUGUCCCAUAUGCCUGGAAAUGUUUACAAAGCCUGUGGUUAUCCUUCCUUGCCAGCACAACCUCUGCAGAAAAUGUGCCAAUGAUGUUUUCCAGGCUUCCAACCCAUAUCUUCCUACAAGAGGGGGCUCCCUGACGUCUGGUGGCCGUUUCAGAUGUCCAUCCUGCAGACAUGAGGUGGUGCUGGACAGGCAUGGUGUUUACGGGCUGCAGAGGAACCUGCUGGUUGAGAACAUCAUUGAUAUGUUCAAACAAGAGUCCAGCAGCAAUAGUAAGCCAGCGCCAGAAAGAAAAGAGGAAACCCCCAUGUGUGAUGUCCAUGAGGAAGAAAAGAUCAACAUCUACUGUGUGACCCACAGCGUGCCCACGUGCUCCAUGUGUAAAGUUUUUGGAGCUCACAAAGACUGUGAGGUGGCUCCUCUCACAAGCGUCUACCAGACUCAGAAGACGGAGCUGAGUGACGGGAUUGCCAUGAUGGUGGGCAACAACGACAGGAUGCAAGGCAUCAUCAGUCAGCUAGAGGAAGCCUGUCGGGCCAUAGAGGAGAAUGGUCGCAGGCAGAAGAAUCUGGUGUGUGAGAAGUUUGACCAAUUGUAUACCAUCCUGGAGGAGAAGAAGAGGGAUAUGAGCCAAAAAGUGACAGACGAACAGGAAGAGAAACUGAACUACAUCCGGGGUCUGACCAGAAAGUACGGAGACCAUCUGGAGGAGAGCUGUAAGAUAGUGGAGACGGGCAUCCAGACCAUGGAGGAGCCAGAGAUGGCUGUCUUCCUGCAGAGUACAAAGCCGCUUCUCAAAAAGAUCGCGGACGCAUCAAGUAUAUCCCACCUGGACAAAGUUGAGCGCGGCUACGAGAACAUGGAUCAUUACAGCGUCAACUUCAAGAAAGAAGGGAAGGCCCUUCGCAGCAUCGACUUCAUCCAAGAGGAUGAAGAUGACGAGGAAGAGGAUGAGGAUGGAGAGGCAGGUGCUGAGGAAGGAGAAGGAGCUCAGACUGUUACAGGAAGCGGCACCGUCGUGGCUGCCUCAGUCCAACCUGGCCUCCAACCACAGACCAACGCCCCUGCUGCAGCCAAGAGUGCUGCCUCAACCUAG